Messenger RNA from Dendrobium catenatum, 1479 nucleotides. RefSeq names its product aspartyl protease family protein At5g10770. Gene Ontology annotation, molecular function: aspartic-type endopeptidase activity. The record is from RefSeq and is a predicted model, not a curated record. Gene Ontology annotation, biological process: proteolysis. The coding region runs from base 84 to 1271 and encodes 395 amino acids. Lineage: Eukaryota; Viridiplantae; Streptophyta; Magnoliopsida; Asparagales; Orchidaceae. The transcript has a single exon.
GAAGAGAGAAGGGUGCAACAAUACUGGAAGUAAAGCAUCAUAGCUCCUGUACCACUUCAUUCUCAACAAGAGAAGACAAACUAAUGAAGAUCAUCGAAUCUGACAAUUCUAGAAUCUCAUCCUUGUAUCACAGAAUAAAAAACUUUGAUUCAAGAAGCCCAAAGACAGUUCUAUCAGAAUCUCAAAUCCCAAUAACAUCUGGAGCUAAGCUCCAGACACUGAAUUACAUAGUCUCAAUCAAGCUCGGGAACAACGAAAUGACUGUGAUCGUUGACACUGGAAGCGACCUAACAUGGGUUCAAUGCCAACCCUGCAGCUCAUGCUACAACCAACAAGAUCCAAUAUUCAAUCCCUCCACCUCUCAAUCCUAUCAGCAAAUACCAUGCAACUCACCUACCUGCAGUUCAGUUCAAAUAGCAACUGGAAUAUCUUCUUUCUGUGGCUCAGAUCAACCUAGCUGCAACUACUCUUUCAGCUAUGGAGAUGGAUCUCACACAAGUGGAGUGCUUGGCUGGGAGCAAAUUGAUCUUGCAGGAACUAUCAUUGAUGGAUUUGUAUUUGGUUGCGGUCAAAGUAAUUAUGGACUGUUCGGAGGGACUUCAGGUUUGAUGGGCCUGGGAAGGACACAAUUAUCAUUGAUAUCACAAACUAUAUUUCAAUUUGGAGGAAUUUUUUCCUACUGUCUGCCUCCAAGAGAGUAUGAUUCAUCAGGAUCCCUGGUUCUUGGAGGUGACCCCUCCAUUUUUAAGAAUAACACUCCUGUGAGUUACACAAGAAUGAUUCUGGAUCCUCCAGAAUCACCCUUUUACUUUCUUAACCUUACAGGAAUAAGCAUUGGUGCAGUGGCUCUACAAGCUUCAGGAUUUUAUAACGGCAAAGUUCUUAUCGAUUCGGGAACGGCGAUUACUAGGCUUGUUCCUUCGAUUUACAUAGCUUUGAGGGAUGAGUUCAUGAGGCAGUUUUCAGAGUACCUAGUGGCUCCCGGCUAUUCAAUAUUAGAUACUUGCUUUAACUUGGCUGGUUUAAGGGAAGUGAGCAUUCCUACAAUGAAGUUUGUGUUUGAAGGUGGAGUGGAAGUGGAUGUGGAUGUCAAUGGAAUGUUCUACUACGUUAAGGAAGAUGCUUCCCAGGUUUGUUUGGCUCUAGCAAGCCUAACAUAUGAAGAUGAAGUUGGUAUUAUUGGGAAUUAUCAGCAGAAGAAUCUGAGAGUGAUCUAUGAUACUCUAGGAUCAAGAUUGGGGUUUGCAGAAGAAACUUGUGGCUGGCUAUAGCAAAAACAGGAGGGUAAAUUAGAGGAGAUUAUACAACAGAUUGUGCACAUUUUAUAUAUGCAAGUACCUUUGGUUGGUUUCUUGGUUUCCACAUUAAGCUUCAUAGUUUCUGGAUUAGGCAAAAUAUAUAUGAUCAAGGUUGCAAGGAAUUGUAGAUGAAAUCUGUGCAGUCUGCUCAUGAAAUUUCUACUGCAGCAGCGUUAAUUCA